This is a messenger RNA of Nothobranchius furzeri (turquoise killifish), 6452 nucleotides long. RefSeq names its product TopBP1-interacting, checkpoint, and replication regulator (gene ticrr). Gene Ontology annotation, biological process: regulation of DNA-templated DNA replication initiation; response to ionizing radiation; mitotic G2 DNA damage checkpoint signaling. Gene Ontology annotation, molecular function: chromatin binding. Gene Ontology annotation, cellular component: nucleus. Lineage: Eukaryota; Metazoa; Chordata; Actinopteri; Cyprinodontiformes; Nothobranchiidae. The record is from RefSeq and is a predicted model, not a curated record.
UGUAACACAAGUAGCGCGAACGGUUGAGGAUUGUUAUGAGAAAAUGGCGAUUGUGUCGUUCAAGUAUGCGAGUAAUGUUGCGUGGACUCGGUACGGUCUUAACAUCUUUUGAAGAUUGAGCCUUUUUCCUUUCUUCCGCCGGUGUGAGAUUAUUUUAUGAAAUAAGUAGUGAAAACAACUUUUCUGAGUAGUAGUUAACAUAAUAGCUAACAUGGAUAGCGUUGGCUAGCAGGUUGGAGUUAGCUAAGAAACACGAAGUUAGCAGAUUUGAACGAUUAGGUUAAAAUGAGUUUCGCAUUCAUUGACAGGCGAGUCGGAUCAAACAUGUAAAUCCCGAUGAGUGGAUAUGCGUUUGACGUGCUUUCAUGGCAUAUUUUUAAGUUUACAAUCUGAAGAAUCACUAAGUAUGGCUUUGCACAACUUAGUUUUUGUUAUUGAUGUUGAUUUUGAAAGCGAUGAGUCAGACAGUCGACUUGAAGUCAGAAAUCAUUUCGUUAAACGAGGAAUUUUAUACAUUCUGCUUCACUUUGGUUACAAGUAUGGGUUUGAGAAAGUGCGAUGGGGUUAUAAAUUCUUUCAGUCCAAAGCGGCUGGUACUGCCAGCGUCAUAUCAAGAGUGUCCGACUUCAAAGAGCUUCGAGACAAAACAUUUGAGGACUUUGAGCAGGAGUUUGAAGCGAAGUUCGACGGGAAGGAUAAGAUGUGUUCAUUUCUGCAGAUGAAACAAUCAAAUAAAUCUGUCUCCGUUCAAAAUGCUCUUAAAGAAACUCUGCUGGACUUCCAGUGGGACAGGCCUGACAUCACAUCUCCCACUAAACUGUUCCUGAGGCCCCGGAAGUCCACUCGUGUUGGAGAGCCCAGCCUGGCUCAGGAAUAUGACUCUUCAAGCAGUGGGAGAAAUUUGGUGUUGGUUGUCUCGCGGUGUCCACGUUCAAGGAUACAACUUAUGAACUACCUGUUUUCAAAACAGGAUGACUUUCCAACAGAUGUGACUGAGUGCGUAAUAUCAAAGAGCCUAAAUGACAUGCUGGUUCAGAGACGGGUUGUCCUGCACUGGAUUGACAGCGGAUCUCACAGUCAGGUGAUGAACUGUGAGGACUAUGUUGGCUAUGCAAAGUUCUCUGAGAGCCUUGCUCAGGUGGGGGGCAGAGUGAUCCCUGUGGUUGCACUCAUGAACCUUUCCUACGCUCACCAAGCUGGCUCAGGAUCCAUGGGAGAGGUCUUUGCAUUCAGACCAAGUGUUGGAUACCUGCUGUCAUCUGAAAGACUCUACCGCCAAGCUUUUCCUGCCACAACUGGUGUUCUGCAUUGGGGACAAGGUAAUGAGACACAAAGUUGUGGUGUCAUGGUGGAGCCCAUCUCCCACAGACAGAGGCUCCUCCAAGAUUGUGUAGAAGUGAGACUAAAGGGAGUGCUGUGGGGCUGGGAUGCCUCAUCACUGACACAAACGCCUACCGAGACCUGGGUGCUUCAGGGAUCCAGCAGCAGCAAACCAGGAUCUGCUGCCUUUCAUGAUCUCUUAGGGCAACUCUCUGCUGUUGCUCUUCACAUGCUUGCGGACGUCAGUGCUAACGGACUGUUGUGCUCGGCUGUAUUCUCCCCGCUGUCACCCUCCACAGCUCUGCUGACCGUUCUUCAGCCAGUCUUCACUCUCCAUGCCCGGCUCCCGAGGACAAAAACCUUUGCCCCAGUUACAACUCAAACUUCCCCCAAUCUGCCAGAUGUAGUGAACAGUCUUCUAGGAGUAAUUCGUGAAAUCACGAACAAGGACGGUGAUGGCAUCAAUGAUGAUGUCAAGGAUCAUCCGGUCCCCGCAUGGGCUCUGCAGGAACUGAGCCACAGCCCACAAACGGCAGACAUGUUGGAGGCGUGGUUCCCUCAGUCAGACCAGUCAGGAGUCAGCACUCAUUUAAUGGAAUCAAUGAGAUUGCUUCAUGCAGUGCCAGAGCUGGAUGUCGACGUGGAGCCUUUUGUUCCCCAACAGGAACUGGUCAGUGGUCUGUCAGACCUGUACCAGGGAUCCCAGGACUCGGUCAACAAGAGGGGCAACAAACGCGGCACCCACCGUACACCAGUAAAGCAGAAAAUGAAGACAAUGAGCCGCUCUUUGCAAAUGCUGAAUGUGGCACGCCUGAAUGUCAAAGCCCAGAAGAACCAGGCAGAAACAGAAACGCUCGGGGUCGAGGGUCGGGGGGCAGACAGACCUGGGAGGAGAUCGUUAAAGGACAGAAGCAAAUCUGGUGGGACGAGUACCAUCAGCUUCACCUGUGAGGAAGAGCUGUUGUCCCACCUGAAGGCCAGUUAUGAAAAGACUGUAGCAGAAAGAGACACGUGUCUGCUAACAAGUGUCCAACAACUCCUGAUCACUGUAAAAACAUUUCUUCUUGUGACAGAAUCCCACUGGGAGGUGAAGACUCUCUCGUUUGUGAAGCAACACCUACUCAAGUCAAGCAAGUUGAUCCGCCAGCUUAGUGGAGUUGCUGCUGAUGAUGACAGCAAAGUCCGAGAGUGCCAACUGCAAGUAGCAUUGCGGCUGGAACUGUGCAGACUUAUCUCUGCAGAGCAGUUCAACUCACUGGAUGCUGAUCAGAUGGCAGAGGAAGCAGCUGAAAUGCUGAGGAUAGUCUCACUAAGAAAAGACCCAGUAUUCGUCUCAAGGUUUCUCCAAGAUGAGGUACUCCCAGGGUUUCUGGCAGCCAUUCCUACAGUGCUUGCAGAGAUUUACCACAGUUUGGGUACUCAGUUGCCUGAUGCCUUGGUUGCUGCUCUUCCCGCGGAUUUCUUCAGCGAUGAUUCAGUGGCCAAAAACAGUGUCUCUCCUUUUGCUGCCUCACUUCCUGUCUCAACACACAGCCAGGAUUCAGAUGGCUUGAAGGACCUACGGAAUCGCUCAGCCAGCAAAAGAAGGAGCGCGGUGUUGACUCGUCAUCGCAGUAUGGCUGAAUCAGCCCAAACUCUUCGGCAAAUAGAAUUACCCAAGAAAGCUCCACGAACAUCCAAAACAAAAGCCUGUAUUGCUUUGGAGAAACCUGUUAAAGGAAUUCAUUCUCAGAAAAAGGAAACACAAGAAGUAACCAAAGUAAGAAGAAACCUGUUCAACCAAGAGGUUGUUUCCCCUUCUAAGAAAGCCAGACUGCCACGGAGCCAGUCUGUUUCUGCUGUGGAAAGACUGAAACGCAAGCAUUCUGAUGAAUCUGAAGAGAGGCGCAAGCUUCUUACAAAGAAAGUGAGUGAAACACCCCUCCACAAGCAAGUGUCCAGUCGCCUUCUACACCGGCAGAAAAUGGGAAGGACAGGUGACCUCACUGAUGAGUGCAUUGUGGAAGAGUCCCCUGUUAAACCUGCAGAAGAAUUGAGGAGGAGUCCAAGACUAAAGUCGUUUGCUAGAAGACACUCAAAUGUUUUCUACUCGAGUUCUCAGCCUCGUUCUAGAAACCUAGAGAAGGCUCUGUCUGCAUCCCAGCUCACGCUCAGUGACAGAACAAUCCCCGGGAUUAAUGUUAAAGAGGUUCAGUCUCCUUUGCGUCUUCUUUUUGGAGCUGCUGAUUCUCCCAGUCGUUCCUCCGUUGUGUUUGUUGAAAGCAGGACCACCAGGUCUCGCUUCAGCUCAGACUCAAGUGUCUUUGAAAGUCCAAACAGAACCCCAAAAAAGUCACUCAAACGUGGAAGGCCUGCUUUUGAAAAUGUAUCUCCUGGGACACUUCAGACUGCACAAAUCUCAUCAUUGUCCACAAUGGAUGUUUCUUCGUUAGCCAAGAGUCCUGUAGCCGGCAGCUGUGGAGCUCCUGAAAGUCCUUUCAGACCUCCAGGCAGAUCAGAAGUUGUUAUAAACACACCUAUCCAGCAAAGUUCUCUUACGAGCCCUUUAAAGGGUAUCCUUAAGACCCCUGUUAAAGCUUCGAUUCAGCAUGGCGCCUCCUCAGGAUUACAUCUACUCAACAGCCCGGCAUCAAGGACUCCUAAGAAGAGUGUUACAUGGUCACCGUCUCCUCAAAAAUAUAGACUGGUGGAGGGCAGCACUACUUUUAAGGUCCCCAAGUCACCCAAUAUGGCUUCCCCCAGUUCUGAGAGACAAAUGAAAAUACCCAUAAACAAGAUGAGUCCUGUCCAAAAUACAAACACUAAAAGAUGUGUUUUUAACGUCCCAGGAAAGACUUGUCAAGUGAACCUGGUAAGAUUCUUUGAACAUGAUUUGAGUCCAGAGAAAAAUCAUUCAUGGGAAAAAUAUGUCAAAUUGAAAACUCCUGAAAAAGAUGAGAAACAUCUGGAAAUACUCCCUUCACUGUCCCCAACACCUUCAGACCAAAGGAUCUCUCCUCAGUCCAACAGCAGAACUCAAGUAAAGAGCCCUAGUCCCACUCACAGAAUGGUUACUCGCUCUGGACGAACUCCGGUGGGAAGUUCAAAAGCUGCAUCCCAGUCUGACCCAACAUUUCCCCCUUCAGGAGUCUCUGAACUUUCAGCCGGAUCUGAUUCUGCCGUUAAAUUUCACGAAAAGAGCUUGAGAAGAAUAAGAUCUGGUCAUAAUCAUGGAACAGCUAGAAAUGACUUGGGAUCUAAGUCGAUUGAGAGUUUAGCCUCCCGACUAACGUCAGCCUUUCCUGAGAACCAUCCCGUUACUAAAGAGGAGCAGGCAAAGAGCAAUCAGUCUGCUGGAUGUGACUCCAGCGUUCAUACCGCAUCGCAGGAGUUUGAUUCAUCCCAUGGGAAUUCUGCCACCACAGACGAUGAUAGUUUGGAUAUUGUUGAUGCUGCAGUUGUUAAGGCUGAGUUUAAUGAAGGCCUUAAAAUGAACAUUAGCUUCUCAAGGAAGCCUUCAGUGUCUACUGAAGAGUGUUUGUCAAACAGGGGUUCGCCUGCUCUACAGUCUCCUUCACACAACACACCUGGCCGGAGGUAUGGCUUUCGACAAACCCCUGACCGCCAGCAGAGGGAGGCUGCUGCUCGUUUAGGAUAUGCAAAUGAGUUUAAUCACUUUUCAACCCCUAGAGGCCCAGCAAGAUCCAAACAGCUAAAAAGCACCAUUACUCCAAAUCCACUCACCUAUCAAGUUGAAUUAGAAAUGCAGACAUCAGGGCUUCCCAAGCUCAAAAUUAAACGCAGAGAUUCCAUGAGUACUGAUGACUGUACUGAUGGAAGUCCCUGGUCAGCAGCUCAAAGCUCGUCUGUGGGUAAAAAACUUAGCAUGGAGAGUCCAGCGGCUUUAUUUUUAAAGCACAGAGAUACUGGAUGUAGCUCACCGUUUGUCUGUGGUCAUGUCACUCCAGCCAAGAGCACCCCUGGAAAAGGUGGUAGUGUCCAAACUUACAUCUGCCAGUCAUACACACCUACACGCCAUGCCACAGUAGCGUCUCCGGUGACCACUGCGGAGAUUGGCCCUUUAACUCCUUCACCUCAAAGUGUGGGGAAAGUGACUCCAGAAAAUCUCAACAGCUGGCCUCGCAAGAAGAGAGCCCACAUCAGAGUGUUUGGGGGGAAAGAGCAGGGCCCUAAGGGGGAGCCACAGCUGGAAGAGUUGUUGGAGGAGGCUGAGCUUGGUGUCAGUAGGUUACAGGACUUCGAGGACAUCGACGAGCCUUCGAGUCCCACAGCAGAAAAAAAGGCUUUGAAUUCCGAACAGUCACCCCCAACUGCUGCAGAUGUUUCUCCUCUUUCACCACUGGAGGAUUUGUUUUGGAUGGAAAGGCUGGCUGAACAGACCAGCUGUGCUGAUGCUCAGAGAGCUGAAGAAGUCCUCUGGGCCUCAGACAGCUGGGAUGUCACAACAACAGUGACCCCGUCCAGCAUGAAGAAGAUAAAACCAGUGACUGCAAGUGGUAUUUUGACCCUCACCCAGUCUCCGUUGCUGUUUAAGAAGAAAGCUGAUUCUGCUUGUAAGGGAGCAGCAAAUUUUAAAGAAGAAGCUGCUUCAGGGACGACAGAAGUAGUUGCUGAGCAGUCCCCUUUCAGACAGCCAGUCAGACACUCAAACACGGGGAAGACCUACAGCAGAAAGAGGCUGCUUCACUGAGCCAAACAAAAAGCCUGCACGGCAAGCAGAGAAAGACCCGAGCUGUUAUGAAAGACGCCUUCUGCCUGCUCUGAUCCAAAUUCACUGGUUGAUUGGUCAAAACUCUGGGAUUUGAGAUGAAGAGUGUGGUUUAAAAAAGAUUAUUUUUAUAGAUGUUGGAAGUUGAUUUCACGUUUUGUUGUAAUUACGAUUCUAAGGUUUCCAUGUUGCCUGUUUUUUUUUUUUGUUAUAAAAUAAACAUUUGGGUAAAUAAUGUCAUUUUAUUUAUUUUUUUAAUUAAGAAUUGUAACAUGUUACAGUCAAGUCAUAGUCUAACUUCAAUAUUGUUUAUUUGUUUAGUUUCAUAUAGAAUCUAUUGAUAUUGAUAAAAUCACUGAUAUUUUUAAUGAAAUGGGAAUGUCCAACUGUUGUAAAUAUGUUGCCUAAAUUUUGUAAAUAAAAU